Penicillium brevicompactum is the source of this 1269-nucleotide messenger RNA. RefSeq names its product proteasome regulatory particle base subunit RPT3 (gene rpt3). Gene Ontology annotation, cellular component: proteasome regulatory particle, base subcomplex. NCBI's taxonomy places the organism in Eukaryota, Fungi, Ascomycota, Eurotiomycetes, Eurotiales, Aspergillaceae. Gene Ontology annotation, biological process: proteasome-mediated ubiquitin-dependent protein catabolic process. The record is from RefSeq and is a predicted model, not a curated record. Gene Ontology annotation, molecular function: proteasome-activating activity; ATP hydrolysis activity; ATP binding. The transcript has 6 exons. The coding region runs from base 1 to 1269 and encodes 422 amino acids.
AUGGGAGACGUUGCCGUCGAGAAUCCGGCGAACAACGUCACGCCUCUUGUCAAGCCAGGCGCGCUCGACGCCCUCGCCAACUUGGAUUCCCUUGAUGGCACGGGAGCUGAUGGAAACGAUGAAUAUGCUACUUUGAAGAGGCUACAGAGACAUCUAGAGUAUAUCCAACUGCAAGAGGAAUACAUCAAGGAUGAGCAGAGAAGCUUGAAGAGGGAGCUGGUGCGAGCACAGGAAGAGAUCAAGCGUAUACAGAGUGUGCCAUUGGUCAUCGGACAGUUUAUGGAAGCUAUCGAUCAGAAUACCGGUAUUGUGCAAAGCUCGACCGGUUCUAAUUACGUCGUCCGUAUCCUGUCCACCCUCGACCGCGAGAAGCUCAAGCCCUCAUCCUCGGUCGCCCUCCACCGCCACUCCAAUGCACUUGUUGAUAUCCUUCCCCCAGAGGCCGACUCCUCUAUUGCGAUGCUCGGUGAAAACGAGAAGCCCGAUGUGACAUACGCAGAUGUUGGUGGUUUGGAUAUGCAGAAGCAGGAAAUUCGGGAAGCUGUCGAGCUGCCCUUGACACAUUUCGAACUUUACAAGCAGAUCGGUAUCGACCCCCCUCGCGGUGUUCUGCUGUACGGUCCUCCCGGAACCGGAAAGACCAUGCUGGUGAAGGCUGUGGCGAACAGCACAACCGCAAGCUUUAUCCGUGUCAACGGAUCGGAGUUCGUUCAGAAGUACCUCGGAGAAGGACCCCGUAUGGUCCGUGACGUGUUCCGAAUGGCGCGUGAGAACUCACCGGCCAUUAUCUUCAUCGAUGAAAUCGACGCCAUCGCCACAAAGCGUUUCGAUGCGCAAACCGGUGCCGAUCGUGAGGUGCAGCGUAUUUUGCUGGAAUUGCUGAACCAGAUGGACGGUUUCGAGCAGACCAGCAAUGUCAAGGUCAUCAUGGCCACCAACCGAGCCGAUACCCUGGAUCCCGCCUUGCUGCGUCCCGGUCGUCUGGACCGCAAGAUUGAGUUCCCGAACCUGCGUGAUCGCCGUGAGCGUCGCUUGAUUUUCACCACCAUUGCAUCGAAAAUGUCGCUGUCCCCUGAGGUGGAUCUCGAUGCCCUCAUUGUGCGCAACGACCCUCUUUCCGGUGCUGUCAUUGCGGCCAUUAUGCAGGAGGCUGGUUUGCGGGCUGUCCGUAAGAACCGCUACAAUAUCAUUCAAUCUGACCUUGAAGACGCCUACGCUGUCCAAGUGAAGACUGGACAGGAUGAUGACCGUCCCGACUUCUACCGGUAA